GGUAUUAGCUAGUAUAGUGUACAGCAGCUGUACUAACAGCUUUAAAUAAACGUUUUUAUGUACACAGUCUUUUCUAUAUUAUUAUUUAUAUGUUGACGCAGUUAUUAUUCUUUUAAUUCGUUUUAAACGAAUAAUUGCAAGCAUUCCUAAAAAAUUAUCAUUGUUGAUGCUCAAGAAAAUUGUGUAUAUUUGUUAAAAAAACUACAGUGCUUUGAGGUUAGAACUUGUCAGUGACAAGUCAUUUAAAUUUCAAAAUUUUGAAGGGUCAUCGGACGACGAAUUGUAAAUUAAAUAUUUUUUAUAUAAGGUUUUAAUAUUUUCGUGAGAAAGGUUACCUAAAAUGGCGGAAGAUUUUGGAAGAGAAACACCACCGACGUAUACAGCAAAUGAAGAGACAAAGACAGCUGGUCAACCACUUUCAGAUUUUUUGCUGCAACUUGAAGAUUACACACCCACGGUACCUGAUGCAAUUAGUGAACAUUAUUUACAUACAGCUGGCUUCAACACAACAGAUCCAAGAAUAGUACGUCUGGUUUCUUUGACAGCACAAAAAUUCAUAUCUGAAAUAGCAAACGAUGCUCUGCAGCAUUGCAAGACACGUGGAGCUAAUCAAAAUACAAAAACAAAAGGAAAAGAUAGACGAUACACAUUGACCAUGGAAGAUCUGACACCAGCAGUAGCAGAAUAUGGCAUUAUUGUUAAAAAGCCUCAUUAUUUCGUUUAAUUUCAAAGUUCUAUGUUAUUUUCUCUUAUCUUAUUUAUUGCUUUAACAUUUCUUUAAAUAUAUAUAGAAUAGUUUCCUCAAACAUCAAUGUAACUUUAUAUAACAAUAUAAAAAUAUAUUUAUGAAACUGUAAA
Molecule: messenger RNA, 858 nt
Organism: Colletes gigas
Lineage: Eukaryota; Metazoa; Arthropoda; Insecta; Hymenoptera; Colletidae
Product: transcription initiation factor TFIID subunit 10-like
Exons: 3
Coding region: 341-724 (127 amino acids)
Biological process (GO): transcription initiation at RNA polymerase II promoter
Cellular component (GO): transcription factor TFIID complex; SAGA complex; nucleus
Molecular function (GO): RNA polymerase II general transcription initiation factor activity; promoter-specific chromatin binding
Source: RefSeq, a predicted model, not a curated record